Molecule: messenger RNA, 1040 nt
Organism: Drosophila rhopaloa
Lineage: Eukaryota; Metazoa; Arthropoda; Insecta; Diptera; Drosophilidae
Product: phenoloxidase-activating factor 2-like
Exons: 1
Coding region: 66-1040 (324 amino acids)
Biological process (GO): proteolysis
Molecular function (GO): serine-type endopeptidase activity
Source: RefSeq, a predicted model, not a curated record
GAUAUUCGAAUUGCGACUCUACAUCGCAUAGAAAAGCUAUUGACCCGUGUUCUAAAAUUAAUUCCAUGGAUGUAUGUUGUCCUCUUAGUGGAUUGCUUGACCAUACCACAACACCAAAACCCAAGGAAACCCUAGAGUUGCUUGACGAUACUACAACACCAAGACCCCAGAGAAACCAAAGAUUGCUUUAUGAUACCACAACACCAAAACCCAAGAAAACCCGAGGCUGCGGUGUUCGCAAUGUGGGUGCCAUAGAUAUUUCCAUUCGAGGAGCCCAAUUGUAUCAAUCUGACGUUUUCGAAUUUCCUUGGACUGUCGCCAUAAUGGAGUCCGGAAACUACUCCUUUUCUGGAUCACUUAUACAUCCCCAGGUGGUUUUGACUGCCGCCCACAGAGUUCAAAAGUGGAAAACCUAUACGAUUCGAGCUGGAGAAUGGAAUUUCAAGUCAAAGAGUGAGCGUCAACAGUAUCAGGAAGUAAAAGUCCAAAGAAUUAUUAAUCAUCCUCAAUACGAUUUCAAGUCCUUUGCUAAUGAUUUCGCAUUUUUAAUUCUGGAAGAACCGUUCACACUGAAUGAUCAUAUAAAUGUGAUAUGUUUACCAGAUCAAGCCGUCGUUCCUCUGCCCUCCACCACUUGCUUUGCCAAUGGCUGGGGCAUGGAUGCUUCUGGAGAUUCGGGAAAAUUCAGUGCCAUAAUGAAACGGGUGCCCUUAGGCAUUGUGGAAUCUAAUUAUUGUCAGGAGAGGCUCAGAAUGACCCAUCUUGGACCUAAGUUCUCCUUGGACCCUUCGUUCAUUUGCGCUGGAGGAAAGCAUGGCAUUGACACCUGCCAAGGCGAUGGUGGAGCUCCACUGGCCUGUCCCAUUGGAGAACCCUCUGGAAACCGCUACCAGCUGAGUGGCAUAGUGUCAUGGGGCGUUGGAUGUAAUAAUCAGUUGCCAGCGGCUUAUUCCAACGUAGCCUUGGCACGAGCUUGGAUCGACCAACAAAUGAUGGUCAAUGGCUUCAGCACGUCUUUCUACACCGCUUUAUUGGAUUGA